This is a messenger RNA of Nerophis ophidion (straightnose pipefish), 2868 nucleotides long. It is a transcript of the gene rhot1a, whose product is annotated as ras homolog family member T1a. Gene Ontology annotation, cellular component: mitochondrial outer membrane. Bases 332 to 2314 code for a protein of 660 amino acids. NCBI's taxonomy places the organism in Eukaryota, Metazoa, Chordata, Actinopteri, Syngnathiformes, Syngnathidae. Gene Ontology annotation, molecular function: GTP binding; GTPase activity; calcium ion binding. The transcript has 20 exons. Gene Ontology annotation, biological process: mitochondrion organization; small GTPase-mediated signal transduction. The record is from RefSeq and is a predicted model, not a curated record.
CAUGAAGUUUGUCCUAGCACGGCUCCCCGUACUUGCCGGGCGGUAGUGGAGGUCAGGCGUGCUCGUCCAACAACUGUGAAAUGCCGCCCAAACAUUCGCCAAUGCCAUUCCAAACACACGGACAGAAAGCAAAAUGCGCCUUUUAAAAUGUCCCAAGUGCUCGAAUGGACUGAAGGCGUAAAGGAAGGAGGAGAGCGACACCGAGAACUGAGCGUCCGUUUUGUCCUACAAAGGCAGUUUGACGGGCCCGGCGUUAAAGGAGGCGAACAAGGCGACUACAUGAAGCAAUAAGCUGUCUUUUCCAUCAAAUAUUUAAAAAAACAAUUGAAACAUGAGGAAGGACGUGAGGAUACUACUCGUCGGGGAACCCAAAGUGGGGAAGACGUCCCUAAUAAUGUCUCUGGUCAGUGAGGAGUUUCCUGAUGAGGUUCCUCUCAGAGCUGAGGAGAUCACCAUCCCAGCAGACGUCACUCCAGAGAGGGUGCCCACGCACAUUGUGGAUUACUCAGAGGCAGAACAAUCUGAUGAGCAGCUAUAUCAAGAAAUAUCAAAAGCCAAUGUUAUAUGCAUAGUGUAUUCAGUCAACAACAAGAAGUCCAUUGAGAAGGUUACCAGCCAUUGGAUUCCCCUCAUCAAUGACAGAAUAGACAAAGACAGCAGGGUACCGUUGAUUCUUGUGGGCAACAAGUCUGACCUGGUGGAGCACAGCAGCAUGGAGACCAUCCUGCCUAUCAUGAAUCAAUACCAGGACAUUGAGACGUGUGUGGAGUGCUCCGCCAAAAAUCUAAAGAACAUCUCAGAGCUCUUCUACUACGCCCAAAAGGCAGUUCUCCACCCGACCGGACCUCUUUACUGUCCAGAGGAGAAGGAGCUGAAGCCAUCGUGCAUUAAGUCUUUAACUAGAAUCUUUAAAGUGUCCGACCUGGACAACGACGGCAUCUUGAAUGACAAUGAGCUCAACUUCUUUCAGAGAACGUGCUUCAAUACGCCACUGGCGCCGCAGGCUUUAGAGGACGUUAAAAAUGUGGUCAGAAGGAACAUGGCUGAUGGAGUCAAGGACAACGGGCUCACGCUGAAAGGCUUUUUAUUCCUUCACACCCUCUUCAUACAGCGCGGUCGACACGAGACCACCUGGACCGUGCUCAGGAGGUUUGGUUACGAUGACGACCUGGAGCUUACGCAGGAAUAUCUCUUCCCUGUAGUCAAGAUCCCUCCUGACUGUACAACAGAGCUGAACCACAACGCUUACCUCUUUCUUCAGAGCGUUUUCGACAAACACGACAAGGACCGGGAUUGUGCGCUAUCGCCAGAGGAAGUCAAGGACCUGUUCAAAGUGUUUCCCUACAUGCCGUGGGGUCCUGACGUCAACAACACCGUGUGCACUAAUGACCAAGGAUGGAUCACAUACCAAGGAUACCUCUCCCAGUGGACGUUAACGACAUACCUCGACGUCCAGCGGAGUUUGGAGUAUUUGGGCUACCUGGGUUACUCCAUCAUCUAUGAGCAGGAGUCCCAAGCAGCUGCAAUAACAGUGACACGCAACAAGCGCAUUGACCUGCAGAAGAAACAGACUCAGCGCAGCGUCUUUCGCUGCAACGUCUUGGGGGCCCGAGGCAGCGGGAAGAGUGGCUUCUUACAAGCCUUCUUGGGCAAGAACCUCCAGCGACAGAGGCGGAUCAGGGAAGACCACAAGUCCCUUUACGCCAUCAGCACCACUUAUGUGUACGGUCAAGAGAAGUACUUGCUGCUCCACGAGAUGAUGCCAGAUUUGGACUUCCUGUCCGAGGUUGACCUCGCCUGCGACGUGGUCUGCCUAAUCUACGACGUCAACGAUCCGAAUUCUUUCGAGUACUGCGCCAAAAUGUACAAGCAAUCCUUGAUGGACAGCAAGACGCCGUGUGUGGUGAUAGCCGCUAAGUCCGACCUGCACGAGGUGCGGCAGAACUACACCCUUUCUCCACACGAGUUCUGUCGCAAACACAAGCUCCACCCUCCCCAGCCAUUCACGUGCAACACCACAGAUGCGCCCAGCAAAGACCUCUACACCAGACUCACCACCAUGGCCAUGUACCCCCAUGCCCGGCUGCGUUGCAUGUGUGCCUGCAACAAGUGCGCCUUUUGCCUGUGUCACAAGCUCCUCAAGAUGGAGUUGCUGCGCAGCAUUCAGGCCCAACUGCGCAGGGUCGCUCACAACAGACACAUGGCGCAAGCAGACCUGAAGAACUCCACCUUCUGGCUGAGGGCCAGCCUCGGCGCCACCGUCUUCGCAGUGCUGGGCUUCGCCAUGUACAGAGCACUUCUCAAACAGCGGUGAUCUCCUCCUCCUCCUUUUCAUUGUCACCUGAGAGACUGUCUGACCUGUCCAGUUAAGUCCUGCUCGCCCAAAACCUUUCCUCCAUCAUUUUACAUGUAUCUAAACAUGAAGUCUCAAUCCCUAUUUUCCAGCGGUGAAAUGCAAUUUGUCAUCUUUCUCACCUUCUUGUCCAUUAUGAAAUUUAGCUGGAGUCUCAUUUAGUUUCUUCUCAGGUCAAGCAUUAGCGGAGGCAGGACACCACAAAGGUGUUAUUGGAUGUUUAUGUCCUCUCCCCCCAUGACACUUCACUUUUACACACAUGAAUGCCAUGCAGUGGUUUCUUUUUAUUUAUUAACCUCUCCAUUACUUGUGUCCACACCAAACCAUAUAUUUUUGUAUUUAGCACACAUUCAGUUUGGUUUUUUGGCUCUAGUUUUCAACUUUUACUUUCAUAUGUUACAGGAUUAUUGGAAUAUUACAAGUUGGGUAUUUUUCCCCUCCUGUUGGCCGCAUGUCAUUGGGUCAAAUGGCGGCUAGUUUGGCAGCAACAAGUAAAUAAACUGAUUUUAAAUAUG